Culicoides brevitarsis is the source of this 1652-nucleotide messenger RNA. RefSeq names its product protein-cysteine N-palmitoyltransferase Rasp-like. The record is from RefSeq and is a predicted model, not a curated record. The coding region runs from base 63 to 1571 and encodes 502 amino acids. NCBI's taxonomy places the organism in Eukaryota, Metazoa, Arthropoda, Insecta, Diptera, Ceratopogonidae. Gene Ontology annotation, biological process: protein palmitoylation. Gene Ontology annotation, molecular function: palmitoyltransferase activity. The transcript is spliced from 2 exons. Gene Ontology annotation, cellular component: endoplasmic reticulum.
AAACAAUAAAAUGACUUCACAAAUCAUGUCUUAAGAAAAAUUAAAACAUUUUUUCAUUUAAAAUGAGUUCACAAUACUUACCAAAAAUAGAAUCUUUUGCUUUUCUCACCUUUUACAUCGUCGUAUUGCUAAAAAGCAUCAAAAAUGUGUCAUUGGUGUGCAAUUCCGAAAUACCGGGCUACACUUAUUUCGACCAAGGAUGGAAUUUUCUCGGCAGAAAACGCGACAACAACGACUACGAAUGGGAAACUUGGAGCUUGUUUGUGCGAGAAACGAUCCAAUGGUACUUUUUCUACGUGAUUUCUUCAGAAAUUCAUCGAAUCUCAAGAAUUAAGCAAUUCAGUUGGUUCUCCUUCCUCUUCGGAUCGGUAUUUUUUUAUUUCCAAAUCGGAUCUGUUGGAACCUGCAUCUUUUUAGUCAAAGCCUUGUUAUUUUUUUGGACGAUCCGGUACAAGAAAAAGUAUUUAAUUUGGAUUUCCGUCGGUUUUUGGAUGCUUUUGAUGAAUAUAAAUGCCGUUGAGGACAUGUUUUACUACACUUUCGAGGUUGACGAGCAAAAAGUCUACAUGCUUUAUGUCGCGCUGGGCUGGCAAACGCUCAAAUGUGUCAGUUUCGCCAUGGACAAGAUCGAGGAUGGCGAAAAAUCUUUAUUUUACGGCUUAAAAGACUAUCUCGGGUACAUUUUUUACCCGCCAACGAUUUUUAUGGGCCCAAUUUGCGUUUUUGGGCGUCAUCGGGAGAUGUUGCUGAAAGAAAGCGCGGGAAAAAUUUCCUCAGGAACAUUUUCUCGCACAAAAUUUUUAAUUUUUAACCUUUUACGAUGUUUAACAGUCUUCCUCAUCACACAAUUUGCCUUACAUUACCUGUACAUCAACAAUUUCCAGUUUUAUCACAAACAAAUCUUCGAAAAAUUAACAACUUUCGGACUUUACGGCUACGGAUAUCUCAUGGGGCAGUUUUUCCAUCACAAAUAUGUCAUUUUUUACGGAUUUGGCAUCGCGUUGGGUGAAUUUGACAACAUUUCGAUGCCAAAUCGGCCCAAAUGCAUCGCCCGGAUCAAUCGUUACACCGAUAUGUGGAAACAUUUCGACCACGGAUUGUACGAAUUCCUCUUCAAAUACAUCUAUGCGCAACUCUGUCCCAAAAAAGCGCCGUUAAUAAGGAAAUUUUUAUCGAGUUUGGUGACUUUUGCGUUUAUUUAUCUCUGGCACGGGCUGUACAAGUCGAUUUUCAUCUGGUCCUUGCUGAAUUAUUGCUGUGUCGUUGUCGAAAAUUUGAUGUACAGUUUUAUGGAGUCGAAAAAGUAUAAAGAAAAAAUGGAAAAAUUCAUGAGCGGGAAUAAUUUGUUGAGAUUUAAUGCGCUGAUUGCGACUAAUGUCAUGAUUCCAGCGAUUUUAUCGAAUUUUAUCUUCUUUGCGGGAACUGAUGUUGGAUACGAGUUCUUUAGAAAAACGUAUUUGAGCGGAGUUUGGUUUUACGUGAAGCUGUUGGCGAUUUGUUAUUCACUUUAUACGACCAAUGAGUGGAUUAGAAGAUCUGAACAGAAGAAAAUUUUAAAGUCUUCCGAAUAAUUAUUCGAAUUUUACUUCGAAACAUUCCUAUUUAAGUCAAUUUUAACGAUUAUAACAAAAUAAAAGCAAUAAUAAACUUUU